AUGCUUCCCGGUGGCGUGUGUGCCGUUUUGGACUAUGAAGUCCCUCAAAUGACCGACUACGUUGCGGAGAUGACCCAGCGGUUGUGCAAUGCGGCGGUUCCAGUUUCCCCAGACUUCCGCAAGUUCGUCUCGGGUCUCCUAUCAUCCACUCGAUUGCCCAGUACGACUAUCCUACUCGGACUGAACUAUUUGUCUCGACGACUCAAUAUGCUCACUGCUGAGCAUGGUGAAUUCAAACCUAGCGAUGGUCAAGCCUGGCGUAUGUUGACAAUUGGCCUCCUUCUCGGAAGCAAAUUCCUCGACGACAACACGUUCCAAAAUCGAUCAUGGUCAGAAGUCAGUGGCAUCUCAGUGUCCGAAUUGAAUACGUUAGAGCGGGAAUGGCUAGGAAGUAUCAAGUGGAAUCUGUACGUCAACCUCGAUGAGAGCAAAGAUUUUCAGGCAUGGCUCCAGAACUGGAAAGUCUGGCGCGAGGCCAAGAACAUCCAGCGUGCGGCAACCCUCGAUCGUCUGGCACCGCUAGCCCCAAUCGACACCAAUGUUCAGAGAGCCCGACCAUAUUCGCAGACGCACGGUGGAUAUGUCAAGACUCCGUCUCAAAGAGACUCUGGUUACAACUCGAGCUAUGAUCAGUUGGCCUCUUGGAACACAUAUCCUACUCCCCAUCACACGCCUCCAUCUGCACCAGAUUCGGCGAUUCACACCCCUGAAUACAUGAGUGCGACUGGCGGAGGUCCCAAAUACAACGACUGGGCUCUUUACAAUCCAUAUCCCAGAGGAUAUCCAGCGCCACACCAUGCGGCAUACGUUUCUCAACCUCGUGUUGCUCCAUACCACACCCCGUUCUCCAACAAUUACGGUAAUCAGUAUGCUGCCAACAACUGGGAUUUCUCGAUGACCGAUUGCAACGACCCACACUGCAACCCAUAUGUGAAGCAGCCACAUUUUGCUACACACGGAUAUGGACAGCAAAUUGCCGCCUAG
Messenger RNA from Glarea lozoyensis ATCC 20868, 984 nucleotides. RefSeq lists its product as uncharacterized. The transcript has a single exon. Bases 1 to 984 code for a protein of 327 amino acids. Lineage: Eukaryota; Fungi; Ascomycota; Leotiomycetes; Helotiales; Helotiaceae. Gene Ontology annotation, biological process: regulation of cyclin-dependent protein serine/threonine kinase activity. Gene Ontology annotation, cellular component: nucleus; cyclin-dependent protein kinase holoenzyme complex. The record is from RefSeq and is a predicted model, not a curated record. Gene Ontology annotation, molecular function: protein kinase binding; cyclin-dependent protein serine/threonine kinase regulator activity.